This is a messenger RNA of Strongylocentrotus purpuratus (purple sea urchin), 2704 nucleotides long. RefSeq lists its product as uncharacterized. The record is from RefSeq and is a predicted model, not a curated record. NCBI's taxonomy places the organism in Eukaryota, Metazoa, Echinodermata, Echinoidea, Camarodonta, Strongylocentrotidae. The transcript has 3 exons. Bases 827 to 2704 code for a protein of 625 amino acids.
GCAAAAAUUCUUAGGUAGACUCUUGAGGUUGCGAAGAGGAAGUGCUGUAUGAAAAGCAUAUAUUACAAAAAUAGCAAUAUAACGCAUAGCCUACUACGGCAUGAACGUGGCACACAGAAGAAUCGAAACCAUUCAACAAUAGACUAUGCAAAGAAACCAUCAAUAACCACACAACUGUACAAUGGUUUCCACAUUUUUUUUUUACCAUAUGUCCAUCGCACCGCUGCCAGCAAGAUUGAACGACAGCAUGAAUAGGCAUUCUUGCAUAUCAUCAUGUCUGACUGCCAUUCACGGAAUUUAAUUAGUAUCAAGUACUAUUUGCGAACGUUGUUUGCCUGAGCUAUUAAUCUAUAGAGUGGCUACAUAGUUAGCCAACAUAUACUUUUAAGUGUCGUCUGUAGUAUCUGCUCGUUAUCAUUGAGUUGUCUUUCUGCUUGGUCAAUGUGUGGAGAGCCCGUGGAGAGUACACGUGUCUCAGUAAUGUACCGGAAAAUGUGCAUUAUACGAUGGACCUAUACUCGGUAGUAUAUUGUGCAUGAUUAUACGCGGGGAGCCAUGUUAAUUAUGGUUGUAUGAAAGAGUACGUACAUUGAGAAGUAUAUUUGGAUGCGUUGCCCGAGGCAGAAUACUAUUAAAGUGCCUGGAUGAAUCGUCAAGUACAGCGUUGAAGUACCACUUUUGCAUACCCAAUUCUGAGGCCAAAUCUGAUUAUAGACCUGAUCUGAUCAUCGACGAAUAUAUAUAAAAGUGCCGGGCGAUCGAACUCCUGAAAUAUUUAUGUCUAUAUAGGCUAUAGAAGAUCAGGUAUAGCCUUCCGACGUCAAACAUGGAAAACCGUUUGGGUUAUUCAGUGCUCAGAAACUUCGACUACUCUCAACCAUUUGAAGAAGGUGUUGCCAACAGAGGAAGACAAGAACAUCAAAGUGCGCACAUCCUUAGCAAAACUUGCCUCGAUUUAUUCCUGCCAUCUUCAGGUAAUCCAAUUUCUACUGUCGAGAGCAAGAAAGUGUCUGAUGAUUUUAUAAACGAUGGCCGUAAAUUAGAAGGACCUUCUCUGGACAGUGGAGGAACUUUAGGUGGAAACGUCGUUGUUAAAUCUAAAAUGCAGAAAUCACAAAACAGCUGCAAGAGCACGGAAGACGCUGAGGUGGAAUCGCCCAUCUCUUCAUGUACUAAUGAACCAAUUACCACUCAAAAAGAGGAAAAAAAUUCAGACAAAAAUGUGAGAAAGCGUGAUGCAAACGGUGAAAUUGGAGGCAAAAGACCACGCCCACCACCACUUGUGGUGUUUGCAUAUGGCGGGGGAUGGCGACGCGGAGACAAGCAGACUUGGCGUCACUACAUGUCUCGCUGGGAAUGCAACUUCAGUCUAGCAGCUAUGGUCGGCCGUGACCGUCUGUACAGCAACAUUGGAGAGAGUUUUGCCAGUCGGGGAUUCCCCUGCGCCAUCUUGUCCUACCCGAUCGCACCGACCCCGUGGUUGAUCAAUCUAAUCGAGAUGGCGAUCUCAUUGUCGUAUGCUCUUGCCUAUUGGAUACUUGCAGCCCUCUUACUGUUUAUCGUCCUGGAAGUCUUGCCGAUAAGUUGUAUUUCUUUGGACAGUCGUCUAAGAGUUCCUGUCAUGCCCCUAAUAGCAGGAGUGAUUAUUGUAGCGCAAUGGAUUACUCUCGCCAUCAUGAUCUCUCGCGAGCUAUACUUAGAGAGACGACAUCAAUCGGGUACACAGAAGAACAUUUCAAGUAAAAUGCCGAUUGUUGUAGCACUUGUAGCGACAAUCACGACAGUAUCAACAUUAGACAUUUCCACCUUGGCAGAAAACAACACUCUAGCGCUUUCAAUCUCAGGAAUACUAGUCUUUACCGUUCAGUGUCUUAUCUUUUACUUUCGACAGACAACGACCUUCGACCUUGGAUCCAGUCUUGUUGCUGGCCCCAAGGAUCAAGCAGAGUGUGUAACACUUGCCUUGAAAUGGUUAGUGGACUAUGGACAGUCAACUGGUCACUUUGAUCCAGAAUCUAUUAUCCUUGCUGGACAUUCGGCCGGUGGUCAUUUGGUAUCCCUUGUAGCCCUAGAUCAUCAUUAUCUGACAGACGUCGGGAUAUCUCCACAAGUUAUUAAGGGUGUCAUCAGUUUGUCAGCUGUCCAUGAUCUUCAAAGUAUCAGUAAAGGAUUCAACUACCAUAUCUAUCUGAAACCAGCAUUUGGAACAGAUCCUACGUACUGGACGAGCAUGUCUCCUAUCGAAUAUGUCAAGCUGCUUGAUGAAAAUAAAAAUCCAACUCCUACAUCAACAUCAUCUGAAGAAGAAGAAUCAUCAUCAUCAUUACCAACAUCAUCAGCAGCAGCAUCAUCAUCAUCUACCUCACCAUUAAUAUUACCAACAUCAUCAUCUUCUAAAACCAUCACCACCAUCACCACCUCCAUCACAACUCGAAGUAACAUCAUCACCAUCAUCCGCUACGACACAAACUCCAUCAGCCCCUCAUCGACCCCACUUCCUCAUCAUCAGUCCUGCCCAAGACUUUGCUUUCAUGAUCAAGGAUGGCGACAAGAUGUGCUCGGUUCUAUCCAAGAAUGGGUACAUUACCCAGAGGAGAUGGAUGGAGGGAUGCGGUCAUUUCAACGUGGUGAGGAAGUUUGGUUGCCCCUGGUAUCGGUACUGGACUGGGGUUCUUCAAAAGAAAGGAGGAUGGGUGCCUUGUGA